Ziziphus jujuba (common jujube) is the source of this 456-nucleotide messenger RNA. RefSeq lists its product as uncharacterized. The transcript is spliced from 2 exons. Bases 1 to 456 code for a protein of 151 amino acids. The record is from RefSeq and is a predicted model, not a curated record. Lineage: Eukaryota; Viridiplantae; Streptophyta; Magnoliopsida; Rosales; Rhamnaceae.
AUGAAGAUAGACAUGAUCUUGGAAUCUCUACCGAAUAGCUUUAGUCAGUUCAAAAUGAACUAUAAUAUGAACAAACUAAAGCUUACUCCUGUUGAACUGAUGCACGAGCUUGAGAGUGCUGAAAGGUCUCUCGGGAAGCAAGAAAGUGCUUAUCAUGCUGAAAGUUCUUCAAAGCCUAAAAGGAAGCCUAAGGGUGGAAAGAAGAACAAGAAGCAGAAGGGAACAGGUCCAGCUGUCAAACCGGCUGCAAUGAAGAAGCCGAAAGAUUUUAAGAGGAAUUUGGUUUCUCCUGUACAUGUACAACAACCAGUACAACAAACUCGUAGUGGGAGAAUGAUACGUAAACCUGCAAGGUAUGCCUUGUUAGGAGAGACUUAUCAAGUCGUUUUGGAUAAUCCUGAUGAUGACCCUACCACAUACAGAGAGGCAUUGGAAGAUGUUGAUGUGCAAGAAUAG